Molecule: messenger RNA, 559 nt
Organism: Topomyia yanbarensis
Lineage: Eukaryota; Metazoa; Arthropoda; Insecta; Diptera; Culicidae
Exons: 1
Coding region: 7-480 (157 amino acids)
Biological process (GO): DNA integration
Molecular function (GO): nucleic acid binding
Source: RefSeq, a predicted model, not a curated record
GCCAACAUGGUCAAGUCGUGCAACGAGUGUGCGUCGGUGGCCAAAACAGACACGAAAACAUCGCUCUCAUCGUGGCCAAUUCCUGAAAGGCCAUGGCAGAGGGUACACGUCGACUACGCUGGGCCAGUAAAUGGAACCUACUUCAUGAUUUUGGUCGACGCUCUUUCUAAGUGGCCGGAAGUAGUACCUACACAGCGUAUCACUACUGAAAAAACUCUAGCCAUACUUCGGAACAUCUUUUCGAGGUUCGGUAUGCCUGAAGUGUUGGUGACCGAUAAUGGCAGGCAACUAUCCAGCGAGGUUUUCGAAAAGUAUUGCGAUUCCAAUGGUAUCAUGCGCCUAAAGACGGCGCCGUACCAUCGUCAAAGCAACGGACAAGCAGAGAGGUUUGUAGAUACGUUCAAACGCACACUGAAGAAAAUCCAGGCAUGGGGAGAAGAGCUAGAAGAAGCCAUCGACACAUUCCUUCAGUGCUACUGAUCUACACCGUCUCGCAGCGCUCCGGAUGGAAAGUCUCCAGCGGAAAUUCUGCUAGGUCGACGCAUCCGUAUUUCGCUCA